Cylindrotheca closterium is the source of this 2097-nucleotide messenger RNA. NCBI's taxonomy places the organism in Eukaryota, Bacillariophyta, Bacillariophyceae, Bacillariales, Bacillariaceae. The record is from the annotation of a GenBank genome assembly.
AUGGCUCCGUACAAUCAUGAAAAAUCGGGAAAGCAAGAUAGCUCUUCUUCACCGCAACCAUCAUCCUCUGUGGACUCCCGUUCAUCAAUGACCCAGCAAGACACUUUUUCGGCUGCGAGUGUUUCCCCAAUACCUAUGCACAACCCGUCGCCAGCCGAGUUGCGAUACAAUCCCCAUCCUCUUCACACAUCGGCACGGACACAGAACUCGGCUGAAGCGAGUGCAGCGCCAGUGAACUCUCAGCAACAAUGUCCAGAUUGGACUAUGAGUGAAGCAAUGCCAAAUUCUUCAAACGGACUUUUGCAGAUGGGAAAUUCUGUUUCGCGCCCCGCAAUCCAGAACAAGGAGAAUACGAAAAAGGAGAGGCAAAUUGCUCCCACGAAGAAGCGUCAAAGUGCAAAGGUGCAGCAAGAUCGACCAAAGGGUGCUGCAGUAACAGGCCGUCGCCAGAAACGACUUGAGAGAAACCGUGAGUCCGCCCGUCUUUCUAGGCGUCGAAGGAAGCAAUACUUGGAGGUGCUUGAAGAACGAGUUACACAACUGUCGAUCGAGAUGGAUCAAGGGCGUCGUGAGCAUGCAGGGGCAGCAAUGGAGACUGUAAUUAAGAAGAGGAACGCUAUUUUCAAAGCUGAAGCACCCAUCGAAGAAUUAAUCGCAAAAUUAGAUGGUGGCCUCAAUCGCACGAGCUCAGAACUUACAGUUCUAUCAACAUUUUACAUUCAGCAACUGAAAAGUUUGGCACUGUCACCUCAUUCAAAGUUUAUCUUGUGGCUCACGUUGCAAGGGGAUUCAUACUUCCGUGGAGGUCGAGCCGCAAGUGAGCGUCUCUCAGCAGCACGAAUAGGGGAAAGGAUGUUAUUAGGGGGGAACGAUAAGGUCACACCCAUCAACUCCAUGUGGCCUUUAGUUUGCAACGAAAUUGGUCUUUCGUACGAUCAGGAAGAACGUGUUCGCAACUUUCAGAGGACUUUAUUGCAGACUCCCACAACCUGGCUAGAUCGUCACACAUCAAGGGCAGCAGGAUUAGCUGUGGAAGCCUUUGACUCGAGCUUGAAAGCGGCUACUCAAAGUAUCCGUAAACGCGAGCAAGUUGUAGCAAAGCAACUUACUCCUAAACAAAGACUGAAUUUUGCUCGUUGGGCAGAACUCAAUUCAGACCGAAUGAAGACACUGUUAAAGACGAAGAGGGAUCGUCUAGCGAACGAAAAAAAUGGGAAAGAGUUCGAGGUGUCUAUAACUCAGCAUACAUCUGCGAAUCUGUAUAUUCUAAACCAUCGCUUGCGGAAAGUGAUUGGAACUCUCCCACAAAACUUAAUUAGCUUUAACUCGGCAACAUUGAAGCGCUUGUCACGGAGACCCUCAUUUGAAUCACUUGGGCAACAGAAGGACGACGAUGGAAAUCUGACGAGAGAAGGCUCGUUCGCAUCAUCCGGUUCUUUGAAGUCUCUGAAGCGAAGCUCGUCCAGUCUAAGUAUCGAUGAUCCCGACAGACCUCAAUGCCAUCAAAUUCAUCCUGAGGAUGGGCAAAGAGAAGCAGAGCCGCUUGUGAAGCAAGAGCUUGGCUUCGUACAACGAAUAAUUCCAUCGUCAGUUUUGUCAAAUCCUGCAUCCAAUGCUGUCCCUAUUGCGCUUCCACCAACAUCUUUUCAUGGGUAUAGCAAGCCAUAUAUGACUUCAAAUGCUGCAACGGCUGAAAACUUGUUUUCAGACUCCCGAUAUCAACAUGACCGCACAAUGCAGUAUCCGUCAACAAUUCCUUCGCUUCCAAUUUCUGCUGGGAUCCAUACACCACAGUAUGGCACCGCUAGUACUCAACAGCAACCCUUGUUUCAGCACGUACAGCAGACACAGCCAGCUGCUGCAAAUGCGACAGCUUCUCAGCAGAACCAGCAAGCGGAUAAUGCCCAACAAGAAAUGCAAUCGCGUCCUGCGAAAGUGCACAAGCGAAAGACUUCUUUUUUGCCAGCUCAUCUAGGAGCUGUUCCUGAGGAAGAAUUCAACCCCGGGGAUGGAGGAGCAGAGGAUUUCUUCAUGAGCUUGAUUGAUGAUGAAGACUGGGCCAUUGGGGAAGGCGUUGAUAUGGAUCCCACAGCAUGA